This is a messenger RNA of Rhinichthys klamathensis goyatoka, 1275 nucleotides long. RefSeq names its product deoxynucleotidyltransferase terminal-interacting protein 1 (gene dnttip1). NCBI's taxonomy places the organism in Eukaryota, Metazoa, Chordata, Actinopteri, Cypriniformes, Leuciscidae. Gene Ontology annotation, cellular component: nucleus. The record is from RefSeq and is a predicted model, not a curated record. The transcript has 13 exons. Gene Ontology annotation, molecular function: nucleosome binding; DNA binding. The coding region runs from base 303 to 1253 and encodes 316 amino acids.
UUACAUUCUUUUUUACGUCACUGUAUUGUUGAGCUUGAGGAAGCGACUGACAAUUCAACGAGCUCUCGAACUUUGACAAACAGUGACUUUUCUGACUAUUUCAUUGUGUCUAAAUGCAUGCCGUUAAACCGGUUAUUCUCAAUGCAUAUUUGUAGUAACGUUUAAAGGGGUGUGAAUAAGCUCGUCAGCUCUCUGACUGCAUUGAGUUGCUGUCAGGUCACAGAGACCGUGAAGUGCAACACUUAUCGAUCAACAUCAAGAACCCCUGUAUCUUCUCUGUCGAUAUUCAUUGAUUGUGAGUGAUGGGGGCCCACAGGAGCGAGGGACGCCGGGAAUGGCUCCAGCAGGAUUUCACUGAGCAGCAGGUACAGACAGUGAAUCCCUGGAACAUCAUGAUCAAACACAGACAGGUGCAUCGCAGGGGACGGCGCUCACAGAUGACGGUUAGUUAUACAGAUCCUGUCAUUUCCAUGGAUCUUCUGCGGACCGUUCUGCAGCCCAGCUUCAAUGACGACAUCCGUGCUGUGUUCAGAAAAUAUAUGAAGUUUUUUGAGAAGGCGGCCAGCAAUGUGAAGGAGAAUGUUGGUGGAGACGUGCAGCCCGAUCAGCUUAUCAGAGAUGCUUGCAGAAACUGCCUGGAACAUGCAAAGCAGCUCUUUCCUGAUGCAGAGAAAACGGCUCAGAAACCUAGUGUUGACUCCACAGUGAAGCGUUCACGGCAGCCAGACGACACAUCCGGCCAGAGAGACAGCCCCAUCCCUAAAAAGAGGAAAGGUCGUCCUCCUGGUCCAGUUGUACAGUACGACAGAACGGCCCAGUACAGCACUCCCAUAUUCCGUAGAGCGAAACCCAAAGUAUCCGAGCCAAUAAAGAGAGAAGGACCUAAGUGGAACCCAUCCAGACUGAAUGAGGACAGCACAUUCGUUCUGGGAUCCAGGGCAAAUAAGGCUUUGGGAAUGGGCGGUACAAGAGGAAGAAUCUACAUCAAACACGCAGAGCUCUUCAAGUAUGCCGCUGAUGCUCAGGACAAACACUGGCUUUCAGAAAGACAGCACAUGAGAGCCACAGGUGGAAAGAUGGCCUAUCUGCUUAUAGAAGAGGAUAUUCUUGAUCUUGCCCGAAGUGAUGACUACAAGGACUGUCCUGACUUGAAGCUGGAUGAAUUGAAACCAUUUACAGUGCCCAUUUGGAUGGUGGAGAAGAUGCAGAAGGCAAUGGAAGCACAGAAAACAGAAAAUGAUCUUGUCAUGUAAUGCCAAACUCGCCAGGCAAGUC